Molecule: messenger RNA, 2725 nt
Organism: Columba livia (rock pigeon)
Lineage: Eukaryota; Metazoa; Chordata; Aves; Columbiformes; Columbidae
Gene: DDX51
Product: DEAD-box helicase 51
Exons: 16
Coding region: 108-2216 (702 amino acids)
Cellular component (GO): nucleus
Molecular function (GO): nucleic acid binding; ATP binding
Source: RefSeq, a predicted model, not a curated record
UCCCCUCAGCGUGCGCGCGGCACCGCCCCUCCCGCCUUCUGGAGCCUUCCGCCGCGCGCCACGCGGCCUCCGUGACGUCAUCUCCGUGCGCCCCGGGCGGCGCGGCCAUGGCGCUGUUCUGCAUCAACAGGUACGGCGGGGAUGAGGAGCAGCAGGAGGACGGGGCCGAGGCGGAGAACCGGGCUCGGGUGCUGCUGGAGCGGCUGCAGCAGCAGGCAAGGGCCCGGCAGCUGAAGAAGCGGGAGCAGGCGCAGCCCGAGCAGGAUGGAGGCGAACGGGCCGGGGCUGAGCCCGGCGGCGGAAAGAGAAAGAGGAAGCAGGAGAGCGAGGAGCGGCGCCGUGCGCAGGCCCGGGGGAAGCUGGAGAAGAAAGAGCCCCGCAGCUCUUCUGAGGAAAGGGCGGGCAGCCAGCAGGCAGCAGGUGGCAGCGCUCCCUCCGAGAGGAAAAAAGGAAACAGAAAAUCCAAAGUGCCGCAAGAGAGAACCGGAACAGAUUCUGAAGAAGACACCAAACAACAGGAAAACAGAAGCAACUUGAAGUCUUCUAAAAGGAAGAAGAGGGAUGAGGAAACAGAGGCAGCUGAAACAAGGAAGAAAGAGAACAGUGAAAGAGCAGAAGGAAAUCAAAGCACAAAGGAUGAGCCAUCCAUAGCAGCCUCAGAGGAAGAAGCAAAACCUCCCCCCUCUAGUUUGGUGGUUCUUGGAGACUAUGACAAAAAGCCAGUGCAGAAGGUUCAGCCCUUCUUGCCACAGUGGCUUGCUCAACCCAAACUAGUGCAAAAACGUAUCAAGGAUAAUCUAGUUCCAGUUGGAGAUAUCCCAGGAAUUCAUCCCCGGCUGUUGAAAAAGCUGCAGAUGAAUGGGAUACAGUCCUUUUUUCCAGUGCAGGCAGAGGUGAUUCCUGCCAUUCUCCAGAGCGCAUCCAAUGGGUAUUUGAUGGGGCAGGGAGGAUAUCGCCCCAAAGACAUCUGUGUCUCAGCACCCACUGGCAGUGGUAAAACCCUGUCUUUUGUCAUACCCAUAGUCCAGGUUCUGCUAGAUCGAGUAGUUUGCCAAGUACGAGCUCUGGUUGUUCUGCCCACCAAAGAACUGGCACAGCAGGUGAGUAAAGUGUUCAACAUUUACACUGAUGGGACAGGUCUGAAGGUCGUUCUGAUUACUGGCCAGAAAUCUUUUGCAAAAGAGCAGGAAAUGCUUGUGCAGAAAAAAGUGACGGGCUACUGCAGCCUAGCUGAUAUUAUUGUGGCUACGCCAGGGCGGCUCACAGAUCAUAUCAACCAGACCCCGGGGUUCAGCCUGACGCAGCUUCGCUUCCUGAUCGUGGAUGAAGCUGACCGUAUGAUUGAUGACAUGCACCAGAACUGUCUGAACCAAAUUGUCAAAGCUGCAUUCCAAGUGGAAAAUGGCUCUGGCUCCAACACGCUUUUUCAGAGGACCAAACCAGGGCCUAUAACAGCAGCCAGCUCCUGCUAUCCUCAGAUACCCUUACAGAAACUCCUGUUUUCAGCCACGCUCACCCAGGACCCGGAAAAACUGCAGCAGCUGAACUUAUUCCAGCCUCGCCUCUUCACGUCUGUCUAUUCUGAGAAGAAAAGUCUUGGGGAGGGAACAGAGACUGAACAAGACACUAAAUACACACUCCCCGAGGGGCUAUCGCAAUGUUAUGUGCCUUGUGACCUGAAUUCCAAGCCUUUGCUCCUCUUGCAUUUCAUGCUGACAAUGAAAUUUAGCCGCGUGUUGUGCUUUACCAACUCCAGAGAAGCUUCUCACAGAUUGUUCCUGCUGGUUCAAGCCUUUGGUAGAGUCACUGUGGCUGAAUUUUCUUCUCGGUUAUCUCCAAAUGAGAGGCAGAGAACCAUGAAGGAAUUUGAGCAAGGCAAAAUACAACUGUUAAUCAGCACAGAUGCCACUGCACGAGGGAUCGACAUUAAAGGAGUGAAUUAUGUAAUUAACUAUGAUGCGCCACAGUUCAUCAGGACAUAUAUUCACCGAGUUGGAAGAACAGCUCGUGCAGGAGAAGUGGGUGUCGCUUUCAGCUUGGUCCUUAGAAUUCAGGAACGUAGGUUUCUGCGCAUGUUGAAGGAUGCCGGCAUCCGAGACGUAAAGAAGCACCCAGUGAAGGGCAACUCAUUAAAGCCGCUGGUGCAGGAAUAUGAGGAAGCUCUGUGUAAGCUUGAGAAGACAGUCAAGAACGAGCGAGCACAGAAACGAGCCUGAAUGAAUGGAAGCUGAGGUGGUCGUGCUUUGUGGCGCUGAAGCAGCUGAGCAGGAUCGGUGAUGGACUGCUACCCAGCAUGGCAAGGAGACACGGUCCCUGAAUGGUCGACUCCUCAGCCUUAUCAUAUCUGAAGUAGUCUUCCCCUUUCAAGGACAAUGUGAACAGAGUUCAGUAACUGCCUUAAAAAAAAAGAUAGAUACAGCUAUCUCAAAGAGGACCUUGCAUCGUGUACUGGCAUGUGUAAAACUACCACCAUUGAGCUGUUACGCAGCUCUGGAGCGGGGGCCUGAUGGAACUGCUGCUCUCCAGAGGGGUGGGCUGUGAGACAGCUCCUGGUUCUGUCUGACUGCACAAGCAGCUCUACCUGCAAAUGCAUGAACACCUGCACGGUGCCCACAGCAGGGUUGUUUGGCGAGCUGCUCUAGGCUAAAGUCAUUGCAACUUUUAAAUAAAUGAUAUAUAUAUUUUUAAAACUGUGUUAAUAAAGAUUCUUGGGUACAAGGAUGGA